AUAAAACCCUAACUCAUUUCUCUACUUCGUCCGCGCUCUCUCCCGUGCAAUCGGUCUACGUAAUUCUGCAGCUUCAAUGUUGAUUGGUUGAACAAUCUAGUGGAACAUUGAGUUUCCUAACAAUCCUGUCUCUCAAAAUUAGGAACAAGGUAGAGACCUCCGAAAUCAGUAGAGUUUUUCUAGUCGCAAAUAUUUUAUAAAAAUGACCGAUGCCUUUGAUGAUGAAGCUGAGCAGUCAGUUACAAUCCACGAAUAUCUUAAGGAAGUUGAGGACCGGGAGCUUGAAGCUGAUUUAGUUCUAGGGGGCGAUGAUGGCAAGGAGUGUACCUAUAACAGUGGCUAUAUGAAAAGGCAAGCAAUUUUCUCUUGUCUCACCUGCACCCCCGAUGGGAAUGCUGGAGUUUGCACUGCUUGCUCAUUGGCUUGCCAUGAUGGCCAUCAGGUCGUGGAACUGUGGACAAAAAGAAACUUCAGGUGUGAUUGUGGAAAUUCGAAGUUUGGGGAGUUCUAUUGCAAGCUUUUUGCCAACAAGGAUGUUGAAAAUGUUGAGAAUGCAUACAAUCACAACUUCAAAGGUUCAUAUUGCACCUGUGGUCGGCCUUAUCCGGAUCCAGAUGCUGUAGAACAAGAAGAGAUGAUCCAGUGCUGUUUAUGCGAGGAUUGGUUUCAUGAGGAGCAUCUUGGCCUAGAGUCUUCUGAUGAGAUACCAAGAGAUGAUGAAGGAGAGCCUCUGUAUGAGGACUUCAUAUGUAGAGCCUGCUCUGAAGUAUGUUCCUUUUUAAGAUUGUAUCCUGAAGCAAUAUGGGCUGCAGGAAAGCAGCAAGAUGCUGAUAUUAAAGGUAAUGAGGGUAAAGUUGCGUCAGAAGGUAUGCCUUCAACUCGCGGAUCUGAAAAAUCAACAAGUGAUGCCUGCUCUCAUAGUUCCCCUGAAACUGAGGAUUUAAAAGUUAAAGCCCAUGAAACUGGGGAUUCAGAAGUUAAAGCCCCUGAAAUUGAGGAUUCAAAAGUUAAAGCUGAUUCUGAAUCUGUCGCUGGAGGGAAGGAUCCACUUCAGAGAGAAAAUUGUGCUAUCAGUGCAGAUUUAAAUCCAGGCACUAAAGACAACAAUCUGCAUACCAAUUGUGUCCUUGGUGUUGACAUUGCUGAUGCUCCUCCAAGUACAGAUAGUAAACCAAUGUUCCUUUGUAAAAAUUGGAGAGAUGCUUUAUGCAAAUGUGAGAAGUGUCUGGAGUAUUACAAUCAGAAGAAGAUUGCUUUUCUGGCAGACAAAGAAGACUCAAUUGUGGAGUAUGAGAAAAUAGGAAAGCAAAAGAGGGAAGAAAAGUUGCAGCAGCAGGAGGGUGCUGAGUUGAAUUUUUUCAAUAAACUUGGGCACGUAGAGAAAGUUGAGAUCUUGAAGGGCAUUGAGGAAAUGAAGGACGGGCUUCGUGCUUUUCUGGACUCUGCAGACUCGUCAAAGCCAAUCACUGCUGCUGAUAUUCACCAGUUUUUUGAUGACAUAAAGAACAAGCGUCGUCGUGUAGAGUGAGUUCUGGCAUGUUCUUCUUGUCUUUGCAUCUUUAAGACGUGGUAAUCUUAAUCUUCAGACUUGAAUAUGGAGUUGGUUUGUGCUAGCUGAAGUUUACUAAGCCUGCGAGCUUUAUGAUCUUUAAAUUAGAGUAUUCUGAGUUGUAUGACACACUCUCUUAAAAAUAGACUGUGUAUUCACGUUUCUGGAAGUUAAAUCGGGCUUACCGUGUUCUGCUGCUGCA
Molecule: messenger RNA, 1751 nt
Organism: Neltuma alba
Lineage: Eukaryota; Viridiplantae; Streptophyta; Magnoliopsida; Fabales; Fabaceae
Product: putative E3 ubiquitin-protein ligase UBR7
Exons: 6
Coding region: 203-1528 (441 amino acids)
Cellular component (GO): cytoplasm
Molecular function (GO): ubiquitin protein ligase activity; zinc ion binding
Source: RefSeq, a predicted model, not a curated record